CGUAAUUCUACAGGAACACCUGCGAGAGAAGAUAAACAGAAACUUCACGUUGCCAACUGGAGGGACCAGCAGUUCCAAAAGUGCAUUUUUAUUCCUGGAUCAAGAUGGAGCUACAGGUUCUUAAACGCGACUCAUCACCUGAGGCUGAGGGUCUCUCCACAGCGUGCAGUACCAAUGGAUUUCAGUUGUCUGAUACAGACAGAGCGUCUGAGAGAGAUUAUGCUGAAUAUAGCUCUGAGGAGGAAGAUGAGGACAGCUCCUCCAAUGAGUCUUACUCAGCACUGAGCAAAGCAAAACCAGGCACUGCCCACGCUCUGGAGAGAUGGCAAACAAUGAUGGGAACUUGUCCUGGAAAUCGCACUCACUGCGUUGCUGUCCAGACUGAGAUUGGGAAGCAGGAUGUGGAUACUAACACAGAUGUGGAUGCAGAACGAGUCUUGAAGGAGCUGGUCAGUCACAGGGAGCAUCUGAAGGACAUUUACCAACAAGUGCUUGAUAAACAGACACAGGCGGAGAAGCAGCUGCAGGUUCAGAUCAAACAGAUGAAACAACUGAAGGACGACGAGUUGCAGAAACAUAAGGACACCCUAAAGCUUAUCACAGAGCUCACCACAAAGAAGGAGGAGACCAAAAGAAGGAUGGAGAAGGAGAGAAAGGAGCAGGUCCAGAAGGAACACGAUCUGAAGGGUGAUCUAGAGAGACAGCAGAGCAAGACCGAGCAACUUAUGCAGCAGGAGGAGGAACUUGAGACCAAGAUUGUAUCAUUACUUGCUGAACAAACCAAGGAGAGGCAGGAGUGGGAGGCAGAGCUGGUCGCACUACAGAGUGUACAGGGAGAGAUCACAAGGAAUAUGCAGGAAGAGACAGAGCGUGCAGUGAGGGCUGAGGUACUUUCCUUGGAGAGUCAGAGAGACCUUUACAUGGUGUCAUUAGAAGAGGCAGAAAACGAGGCAGAGGUGACUCUGUCUUGCCUCCGGGUUGCAACCCCCACCUUGGAGUGGAUCCAGCUCAAGCAGCUCUGGGAAGCUAGGAUGGCAGGGAUACAACAAAUUAAGAAGAACCUUCGUGAACAAUUUGAAUCUCAGAUCCACAGAGUUAAAAGUGGGUGCAGCCUGAGUAACCUCCCAUCAAUCUCUGAACCUGAUCUUCCGCAGCCACCCUCAGAUACCAACCUCCUGCUGCAGAAGAUCGCUCUCUCUCCUUUACAGGGAGCUGCCCCUAUAAUACCAAGUCAGCCCCGGGAUCCGUUCCUCCUGCAGUCACAGAUUCUAACUGCAUUUCAGUGCCAGCCAUCACCUCCUCUGCCACACAUACCUAAUGUUUUCACUGGCACUGCCCCUGUAAUGCCCACAGCAGCUGCUGCAUCCUCCAUUGAUCCUCCUGCCCAGGCUCCUGGCACUGACAAACUCGGAAAAAUUCUGGAGAAACUGCAGGCCCGGUUUCCACAAUGUCACAAAGCCCAACUCACGAGUAUAAUGCAGGAUAUUAAAAGGACCCGGGGAACUCUCGCUGGCCUCACUGUGGAAGAGCUGUGCCAACUUGUUGCUGUGCGGCUUAUGGAAACGCCGGAUGCAGCAAUAAGGGUAACACUGCCUCCUGGAAAUUCCAGACCUCCAUUUCAUGGCAGCAGAGGAAUCCCAUCUUCAGGAUCGUUUACAGGAAAACCAGCCCAGUACAAGAUGUGCCUCAUCUGUCAGAAGUUGGUGCAGCCUUUGGACCUACAGCCUAUGUCUUGCACGCACAUAACGCACAGGGAGUGUAUCAAAUCGUUGCCACAAACCAACCAGAGAAACACAUGCCCCUUCUGUCCAAACCAGAGAUGAGUCCAAUCACGCCAAUGCUUGGCACCUAGGACACCUACCUGCUCAUACCUUAAAUCAAGUCACCAGUGCUGUACAGAUCUUCUUAUUGCCCCAGAUAUAGAAAACUCUUCUGUGUUUUUCACAAAUCAUUCAGCAAUAAAAAUAAAUUUGUGUUGCUUGUCUGUCAAA
Messenger RNA from Bombina bombina (fire-bellied toad), 1991 nucleotides. RefSeq names its product ring finger protein 214 (gene RNF214). The coding region runs from base 105 to 1823 and encodes 572 amino acids. NCBI's taxonomy places the organism in Eukaryota, Metazoa, Chordata, Amphibia, Anura, Bombinatoridae. Gene Ontology annotation, molecular function: ubiquitin-protein transferase activity. The record is from RefSeq and is a predicted model, not a curated record. The transcript has 16 exons.